Molecule: messenger RNA, 1136 nt
Organism: Medicago truncatula (barrel medic)
Lineage: Eukaryota; Viridiplantae; Streptophyta; Magnoliopsida; Fabales; Fabaceae
Product: chromatin remodeling protein SHL
Exons: 5
Coding region: 84-740 (218 amino acids)
Molecular function (GO): chromatin binding
Source: RefSeq, a predicted model, not a curated record
UUUACUUUCUAUUUUCUCCUUCAAUUCAAUCUUCUUUUCUUUGUUAAUUUAGAAAACAAGAUUUAUCAUUUCAUUUCAUAACCAUGGCUAAACCAAAAGCCCCAAAGCGAAACCUAGAGUCAUACUCAGUCAAACAUAUGAACAAAUCUGUCACAAUCAAAGCUGGGGAUUGUGUGCUUAUGCGUCCUUCUGAUCCAUCCAAACCCUCAUACGUUGCAAAGAUCGAAGGGAUCGAAGCUGAUUCACGAGGUGCUAACGUUAAAGUUAACGUCCGGUGGUAUUACCGGCCGGAGGAGUCAAUCGGUGGCCGGAGACAGUUUCACGGCUCAAAAGAGCUUUUUCUGUCAGAUCAUUUUGAUGUUCAGAGUGCUGAUACAAUUGAAGGAAAGUGUGUUGUUCAUGGUUUCAAGAGCUACACUAAGCUUGAUGCUGUUGGUAAUGAUGAUUUCUUCUGUCGAUUUGAGUACAAUUCUGCUACUGGUGCUUUCAAUCCUGAUAGAGUUGCAGUGUAUUGUAAAUGUGAGAUGCCCUACAACCCUGAUGAUCUGAUGGUUCAGUGUGAGGGCUGCAGUGACUGGUUUCAUCCUGCUUGUAUAGACAUGACUGUGGAGGAAGCCGAAAGACUUGACCACUUCUUUUGUGAAAGUUGUUCUGUUGAAGGUCAAAAACAGCUGCAAAAUUCUCAUUCUGCUACAAGACUCGCAGAUACAAAGGUGGAUACUAAACGCCGCCGAAGGUAGAAGCGAUGUUAUGUAAGGCUUAAAAAGAGGUAGAUCUGUAAUGGAGGGGACCCUUGCUUUUGUAAUCCUGGGUAGGAGGAGCUGAACAAACUCUGUGACAAUGGUAUCUAAUAGUAAACUAUAGUCUUUCUCUACUUUCAUGGAAGAGAAGAGACUAAUUUAAAAAAGUUUGUCGAUGGUUUGAGUAUCCAUCCCAGUUUCCCUUGGAAGUGGAGGAUGUGUUUCUUUUAUUAUAUGUAAUUAUUAUUAUGUGAUGUAGUUUCUCCAUCUAAUCCCCAUCGGGUCCUUGUUCAUACUCAGACUUUUGUGAAUUAGCUUGACUUAUUUAAAGCCAGUAGACACUACUUUAGUAAAGGAUCAAGUCUAUUCUCUAGUGAUGUCAUCAUGUUGGCAGCA